Trypanosoma rangeli is the source of this 3435-nucleotide messenger RNA. RefSeq lists its product as uncharacterized. The record is from RefSeq and is a predicted model, not a curated record. The transcript has a single exon. Lineage: Eukaryota; Euglenozoa; Kinetoplastea; Trypanosomatida; Trypanosomatidae. The coding region runs from base 1 to 3435 and encodes 1144 amino acids.
AUGCACGGGGAUGCCGCGGGCGGUGCAGCUGGGACAUCGACGGGUACUGUCGACAUGCUGGCGGAGGAACGGAGCAGUCUGCAACUCAUUCUGGGCACAGUGCACGCCACACUCGACUACCACUGCCGCGCUGCAAGGAAUCCUGGAAAUAGCAGCAACAGUCACGGGUCAUUCUGUAGUAGUAGUGGUGGUAGGAGCGACAUUGCCUCAGAAGCGGAGGUGGUUGAACUGCUCGGCAUGUUGCCAAAAAUUCUCUGCAGUGCCGUCGACCCCGCCACACUCCAAGUGAAGGAGCGGCAGCGGCAGUACAUGACCGUUGCCGGCGUUGCACGCCCCCCUCCGUUGUCCUGGCAUACCACCCUGUAUCGUCUUUUGUUUACCCCUCUCUUAUUCUCCUCAUCAUCACCGUCGUCGUUGUCGUCGUCAUCAUCGUCCAAAUGUGGUGGAGACUGUGCUGUGCUUGAAUGCCUUGCGCGCGUGCUUAUGAGUGGGGGUGACGCGAGCCGCAUGGAACCCCUCGACGUGCUGCCAGGGGACCCUCCAGAGGAGUUCGCCACCGCUACUAGACAAAAUAUGUGGUUUGCAGGAACCGUUACACUUGCGGCGCUUCGCUCACUUGGCGACAUUGUUCAGCUGUGUCUCCACGAUGCCGCUGAGGAGAGGCGUGUUGGCGGGAAACUCUCUACGGCACUCCCUUACAACCGUACGACAUCCCCAAGCGGCGAAAAGGCAGUCGCGACUCAAAACGUUCUGCGAGAUGCGCUUGGGCAUGCCUUGUGUCAAACCGGCCUCUUUUGCCAUCUCUGGCACACCUUGUUGUUUCAACCCGUCGUACACACCCAGCGGGUGGUGACGGCGCGGGUACUUUGCGACGUAAGUCGCGCGGGUCUUCUACAGCUGUCUGCUGCCAUCGCGCGAAUGCGGCACAUGAUGGACCCCGCUGUCUGGGGUCGAAGGGUGGCCGAAUGCAUUCUUUCCGAUCCCAACGCAUCAGUAAGGGAAUCUCUGGCCGCGGCGCUGUACGCAGGUCUACAGUCCUCAUUGCUGGACAGUGACCUUCACGCUGGGCACAGUGAUGGGUGCGUCUACUGGUGGCGGUGGUUGACAAGUCCCUCGCUACGAUGUCUGCUUGGCGUUGUGGCAACAGGGGACUCCUUUGCCGUGCUGCAGCCAGUGCUGGGUUCACUGAUUUUGGUGCUGGAACACGAGCAGUGGAAGGAUGCGACACGGCAGUGUCCACCCACCAGGUCUGCGACGGAGCGCGUUGAUGCGGUAUCGGUGGCAGAAGUGUGUGCCACCGUGUUGGUGCAUCUUUUUACGGGUCCGACAGCCGUGAAUGCUCGGAGUUGGGACGACGAUUGCGGUGAGCAGUUGCGGCGGUAUCGCCUUCUUGUUCGAGGCUCGGUGCGGCUACUUCGCCUCGCGUUGAGAAGCGUUGAUCGACUGCUGGGGGGCGCUGGCGUAAUGCAGCAGCCGAACGGGGGUGACGACGCCGAGCGCAAGGCCUCGGUGCUGUUGACUACAUGUGUGGAGAAACAGUUGCUGUUCGCCGUGAUGGCGUGCCUGGAGACGCCGCCGGAGGGCUCUUGCGCACGUACGUUUGUGACAUCAUCUAUGCGGGCGGAGAUGGUGCGGCUCGUACGUGACGUGCUUGAGCGAGCCUCCUCGCCACUGUUUUUCUUGACGUGCAAGCUAGUUGCGUACCUGCCAACGAUGCUGCAGGUAAUUUUAGAUGCGACAAAACACAUCGUCAUUGUCGACAGCAGCCGCGGCGGUUGCAAUGACAAUGACGACAGCGACGGGCUUCCGCCAUGCCGGUCGCACGAGGACGUGUUGUGCAGCGCUGGGGUCGAAACAAUCUCUCUGCUUGGCGUGAUGCUGUGGUAUGCGCCGUUGGUGCGUGAGUGCUUUCUGGACGUGCUUGCCUCUCUGCACUGCACGGCAGAGCAGCAGGAGGUGCUCUUUGAUGCCAUGGAAGCGCUUGCCCAGUCUAUGCCGUCGCAGGCAGUGCAGGACCUUCUCAUUGUGGACGUGACGGGCACCAUAAUGAAUGAAGUGAAUCAACAGCAUCGAGAGGGACACCCGCCGCAGCUUGACGCGCUUGAGCGCUUGCUAGUGCGGCAGGAGCAACAGCAACGACGGCGGCGGCAGCGGGGAAUGGAGAACCGUGGGUGGGUGGCAGGCCACUUCACACCCGAAUGUCGCUGGGUUUCUGUGCAACAGCAGCGGCAGAAACUUGGACCGCAACACGGUCAUGUGUGCCGUGUAUUUGUGUGGUUCAUUUUGCAUCACCUUCGCAACAGCAGCAGGAAGCUGUUAGCGGCUGACGGCGCUGAGGAGGAGGGGGCGGCCGGCAGUGUGUCAGUAUCCCCAAUUCAAUCCAGCACCGGCAACAGUAUGGUGGGGCAUCAUGUGGGUAGGUUCAUUAACGACCUGCAGAAGAGUUCUCGCCGUGAAGGCGAUUUCAUUCUUUUGGGGCCGCGCUACACUCCGGCUGUGGAGAGGCAGGAGCUGCAGUAUGCCGGGGAAGAAAAAGGGGAAGAGGCUGAGGAGGGGAUUGCUUCCCACAACGGUGUAAGUGACACGUUAUGGCUGCAACGCGUGUCUGACGGUCAUUCCGUAGACAUCUCGCGGCAACAACCACCACAGGCAAUGGAAGAGCCGGGGCGCAUGUCUCCUGCGGUGGUAGGCAGAAAUCCGAUGGACCCGUUAGAGCGCGUACGACAGCGGCAACUACAAAGUAUCGCUGCGGAAGAAACGGCGUACCGUGCAGCCCUUAGCCUGUUUGCAUCUCUGGCGUCACGGUACUACCGGCACUUCCUAACCCCGCGGGUAGCUCUGGAAUACUUGCAUCGCCUGCAGCACGGGGGAGCGCCCCGGCGGCAACGGAUAACUUCUCCGACAUUCACACAUUUCUCCGGGAGGAGAAGUGUGAACAACAGCAACAAUGCAUUGCGUCUCUGGACGGAUCGCGAUGCCCGUCGGGAAGAUUUCUUUUACUUUUCCCUUCUUUGCAGUGAAAUAACUGAGCAGGCAAUAGCUGAGCUCGUGGAGCGGUGCAAACGGCAUCGACAGGCGCUACACAGGACCUUACGAACCGUGCCGCAGGCCUCGCGUGGACGUCGUUGGUUCCUUCAGGAUGCAGCUACAAAUAUCAUGGACCGCCUCAUUGCGCUUUUUCAGAUUCUUUUGCAACACAUCCAUUCUGAAGGAGAACAGGCAGUACAGCAAGCGCUCGCUCAGAUGCCACCACCUUCUGAACAUGAAGACGGUGAUGGAGAUUUCAUGACAAACGUGACUCGGAGAUGUGAUUUCAGUGACGACACACUGUGGAGGUUGCAUGGCGGCACGCUUAUCGAGGUGACGGAAUUUCUUGGGCGGUGCUUUUCACGUCCUGCGAAGCAGGGCAAUGAAAACGCAACGACAUUCUCAUAA